Molecule: messenger RNA, 2567 nt
Organism: Phyllostomus hastatus (greater spear-nosed bat)
Lineage: Eukaryota; Metazoa; Chordata; Mammalia; Chiroptera; Phyllostomidae
Gene: GPR26
Product: G protein-coupled receptor 26
Exons: 3
Coding region: 1-1014 (337 amino acids)
Biological process (GO): adenylate cyclase-activating G protein-coupled receptor signaling pathway
Cellular component (GO): membrane
Molecular function (GO): G protein-coupled receptor activity
Source: RefSeq, a predicted model, not a curated record
AUGAACUCGUGGGACGCGGGCCUGGCGGGGCUGCUGGUGGGCACGAUGGGAGUCUCGCUGCUGUCCAACGCGCUGGUGCUGCUCUGCCUCCUGCACAGCGCAGACAUCCGCCGCCAGGCGCCGGCGCUCUUCACCCUCAACCUCACGUGCGGCAACCUGCUGUGCACCGUGGUCAACAUGCCUCUCACCCUGGCGGGCGUCGUGGCGCAGCAACAGCCAGCCGGCGACCGUCUGUGCCGCCUGGCCGCCUUCCUCGACACCUUCCUGGCCACCAACUCCAUGCUCAGCAUGGCCGCGCUCAGCAUUGACCGCUGGGUUGCCGUGGUGUUCCCGCUGAGCUACCGCGCCAAGAUGCGCCUCCGCGACGCCGCGCUCAUGGUGGCCUACACGUGGCUGCACGCGCUCACCUUCCCGGCCAUCGCGCUCGCCCUGUCCUGGCUGGGCUUCCACCAGCUGUACGCGUCGUGCACGCUCUGCAGCCGGCGCCCCGAAGAGCGCCUGCGCUUCGCGGUCUUCACCGGCGCUUUCCACGCGUUCAGCUUCCUGCUCUCCUUCGUCGUGCUCUGCUGCACGUACCUCAAGGUGCUCAAGGUGGCCCGAUUCCACUGCAAGCGCAUCGACGUGAUCACCAUGCAGACGCUCGUCCUGCUGGUGGACAUCCACCCCAGCGUGCGGGAGCGCUGUCUGGAGGAGCAGAAGAGGAGGCGCCAGCGAGCCACCAAGAAGAUCAGCACCUUCAUAGGGACCUUCCUCGUGUGCUUCGCGCCCUACGUCAUCACCAGGCUGCUGGAGCUGUCCUCCACGGUGCCCAUCGGCUCCCACUGGGGGGUGCUGUGCAAGUGCUUGACCUACAGCAAGGCCGCGUGCGACCCCUUCGUGUACUCCCUGCUGCGGCACCAGUACCGCAAGAGCUACAAGGAGAUCCUGAACAGGCUGUUCAACAGGCGGUCGCUCCGCUCCUCCGGCCUUAGCGGCGACUCGCACAGCCAGAACAUGCUGCCGGUCUCUGAGUGAAGGACCCCGCUCCUGCCGCACCGUCUGGCAUGAGGCAGCUGGUGAGAAGGCCGGGAGGGCUGGGGCCCCCGGGCAGACACCCCCAGCCGCCACCCAGUGACUCUGGUUCCCUGGCUUGGAGGGGCUCCUGAGGCUGCCCCCCGGGUCCUCAAGGGCAGCCGGCGAGCUGCCCCUACGUACCACCAGAGGACGACCGUGGGAUGUGCUCUGGCUCCUCUCUCUGAGAAGCUCCUCUGAGCUCCUAGACUCACCAGAGGCUCCUAGAGGUGGCAGUCCGGUCACGAUCAAAGGACACACGGUGCUGGUGGCGGGUGGGAAGGCAUGGCUCCCAUCUGCUUCCUAAGCACUCGCUGUUGGGCUCCAGGCUGCAGAGGAGCGGUGGCCUCCACGGGACACGGGACACGGGACAUGGGACACGGGGGAGGUUGGCGCUGGCCCUGCGGCCCCACGUGGAGCCUGGCCGCCCUCGUCCGUGUGAUCGCAGAGGCUGCCUCAGCCCAAAUGUCGCGCAGCCGGUCCUCACUGCGCUGUGCUCAGCGAGACGACGUUCGAGGACUCGCGGCUGCCCGGUUGCUGCCGACCAGUCUCAGCCAUGCUUCCGUCUGUCGGGUCAGCCUCUGCUCCUCCCUUUGCCCCCACGGCUGCCGUGUGUGUGUGCAGACAACCCGAGCACGCGCGCAGUUUCAACAGGCAGGCAGUCCGGGGAAUAAGGUUCUCCCCGAAGUCUGACCCUGAAGUCGCCCUCUGGCGACUUGUGUGCCGUAGCGUUGGCACCCAGGGGAGGCAGGAGGAAGGUGGCUGGCUGGCCCCCCACCCUGACUUGUGGGAGCCGGAUCGGCAGGGGGCGCCUCACCUCGUCGCACAUGUCUGGUCUGGCACGUCCUUGGCAGUGGACAGACAGGAACGGACCCGAGCCGGGUGCCAGCAGUGACUUCGGGGCCUGGGGCUGCAUCCUGCUCGUGUCUGUAAGUCCGCCCACCCACAGACAGUGGGGGCAGUCCGAGGGGAGCAAGAGAGUGCCCUGUGACAAUGACAGGAGAGGGAGGUUUUUAUUGCACAUUAUAACCAUAAUACGUGUGCUGACCCAUUAGCAGCCUCCGUCUGCAUUCAAUAAAAACCGAGGUGAGUGGACCGUGCCUUCUGCCCGUUCCAUCUUCGGUCGCCACGUCGAGUGGACACGUGACUGCUCAGGGCGGCCGUCUCUCAGGCCCCUGGGGGACUGCUCUGGGGCGGCAGGGAGGGGGAGAGGCAGGCAGCCUUUCCUCUUCCACCUGCUCCGCACGGCCUAGCUUUGGGGGUGCAGAGGGGAGGCCACAGUCCCCUGGGGACCCACCGGGAAGACCCCUUGCGUUUUCACUGCCAGGCGGCCCCAGGAGUGAGAGAAAGGAAGUGCUGUUCACGCCCGUUUGAGAAGAUGUCUUAUGAAACUCAGCUUCUCAUUUAGAACACAGACCAUGGAGCCUGGGCUCCUCUUGCCUAAUUUCAAGGUUUCCAUGGAGACUAGAACAGAGACAGAUGCAGCUUCCCAGGCCUCCCUCCGAUUCCGGGUGCAG